UAACAACACGAUCAAAUCAAUUACCAACAUGAAACCAUUUGAAGUAAUCUAUGGCCCUUAUAAAGAAUUAAAAGACAUCCCUGAGAUUGAUAAAAUGAGCGACUACAUUAAUAAACACUUAUCAGAAUUAAAAAUUACCUAUGACCAAAUUAAAAAGAGAAAUGAAAUCCUAAGCCAAAAGAAUUUAGAAAAAGCAAAUAAAUCCAGACCUGAUACCAAUGUAACCCUACCAGAUACUGUAUUUAUAAAGACUACUACAAAUCGAUCUAAAAGCGCACCUCUCUAUGACAAAAGACAGGUAACAUCCCAAGACGAUAACGAAAUAAUGUGUAAAGUCAAAAACAAUAAUCAAAAAGAACAUUUGAAAAAUAUAAAAAGAGUAAAGAAGCUUUCAUUGUUACAGCCACAAGAUGAAGCUGGUCCUUCUAAUAACAAUGAUGACGACUUGCUACGUCAUGACCAGAACGGAAUUAAUUAAAAUACCUAGCAACGUCACCUAUAUUGAAGAACAAUUAGGUUUAGCGCAAGCUCAUUCCCACUAUCACAAAUUCGUUUAUUUUAUUAACAUAACCCAAAUUAGAUUAAGCUACACUAGUUUACUAUCUACUACUGCCAUAUUAAAACUUAAGCAAAAGAACGAAAUAUUUAAUAUAUUAGAAAAUAUACUCAUACAAAUAGAUGAACAACUUCAGAAAAUCAAAAUUACACGUACAAAACGAGGUUUAAUCAACGGCAUAGGAACCGCUUUUAAAUACUUAUUCGGAACAGUAGAUGCUACUGACUACGACCAAAUAAAAGAAAACAUUAUUACACUCUUCAAUAACCAAAAGCAAACAAUGGAGAGGCAAUCGGAAUACUUAACAUUAGCUCAUCAUAUUACCAACGAUUAUAAGAACACAAUAAGCGAAAUUACUAAAAAUUUCAAUGAUACUUAUACUCGACUCAUUAAAGAAUUAACACAUAUUAACUACUCAGUAGAAUUAUUACAUCUUACAUUAAUUAGUCAACAACUAUUAAACAAACUACUAAUGAUUGAAAGAAGCUUAAGUUUAGCUGAAAAAGAUGCUAUCGAUUUCGAAGGAAUUUCGCUCAGCACCAAUAAAGCAUGGAAAUAUGAAGACUUGAACCAAGAACAAGGGAACUACAUAAUCAAUUAUAAAGAAACCAUCGAAGUCAACGAAAACUUCUACUAUAAAGACCCCACAAGAAUAGAAGAUACUCAAAUCAGAUUAGUUUCUUAUAACUUACCAAUACCACAAAAAUACAUCGAAAAUUUACCUCAUGCACCAAAUGAUAUGAGAACAAUUAAUGGAAUUCUACAAGAUAUAGAUAACAGGCCUCUACAUCUAAAACCAGUCAACUUCGCAACACACGUCACCAUUACUGGAAUCUUAUGUAUAAUUUUCAUAAUUACUGGUGUACUUAUGUGUUUUAGAAAAAGCCUUUAUUUACGUUAUAAUAAUUGGAAAAAUAAUAAAGAUCCUGCACCACAAUUAGAACUAACUGAACCAAUUCGAGAACCCUUUAUUGGACCACCGCCAGCUACAGCUCCAAUUUACCCGAAAAUCACUGUAUAACAAGAGAUCGAGGACGAUCUUUAAGCUAACCGGAGGAGAGUUAUGUCAACAUAUUUAUCGAUAACCGAUUAGUAUAUAAGCCAAUGUAACGUAGGCAUAGGGGAGCAGAAUAUUAUAGAGUAUUGAGUAGUGAACUGUAUUUAAGUUAUAUUAAUUAAAGUUAUUAUUAUAAUCAAGUGUUUCUGUCCCUUUCAAAAAAAAUUGUUACGACGAUCGUUUCAUCAUAACUAAAUUAAACAAAGGCGCAUGCGCGUAUCAAGUUACGCAUCUAGGUAUUCCUCAAGCUUCAGUAUGCACAUGGGUUGCUUAACGUUAGCGCCUAUUUACGCAGUUUAUUUUUCGGCGAAUCAUCGUUUCGGUGUCUGAGACCGAGGUUACAGUUGAUGCACGGUUUUUAGGUAAGACAGAGAAGUUUAUAAAUUUUGAAUAGGUUAUAAUUAGUGGUAUUUUUCAACAGAAUUUGCUAAUAUGACAUACGAGAAAAACCAAACAAGGCUCCAGAAAUUCGUAAAUGAAAUGUUGAUGGAAGAAGAUGAUGAAACAGUCCCCUUAGAUGGCGAUGAGAGUUUCUCAGAAAACAGAACAGCAACUUGAAAAUACGGAUUCGGAGCAAGACAUCGAUAAUGAAGAUGUAAGAAAUAUGGUGAGUUAGUGUCAGGAACGACACAGAAUGCCGUAUUUUAUUUCUAAAGACGGCUCAAAAUGGUGAAAACAUGUUGCCUACAAUCAACUGUGAAAACGCGCUCGAUGAACAUAGUGCCUCAUUUAGCAGGCCAAAAGAGCGAAAUUAGAUUGAAAAAAAGAGCAUCUGAAAUAUGGGGUUAUUUCAUGACAGACACUAUGUUAGAAAAAAUAGUUUUCUACACAAAUGAGUACAUCCGAUCUAAAUCAUACAACACUACGGACUUGAGGACUCACAAUAUCACUGAUCUAAUAGAACUGAAAGUUUUAUUGGCCUAUUAUACAUUUCUGGUGCUAACAAAAGUAGCCGUCAAAACAUUGAAGAUUUAUUUAGAAGCAAUGGGAUGGCGAUGGAAAUAUUUAGAUUGACAAUGUGCCAAAGAAGAUUUCAGUUUCUCUUGACCCACAUUCGCUUUGACAAAAAGAAUACAAGAGCAGAAAGACAAAGUUUUGACAAAUUUGCUUCAUUUCGUGAGAUAUUUGAUGGGUUUGUAUCAAAUUUACCUAAACAUUAUAAUCCUUCAGCUUAACUAACUAUAGAUGAAAUAUUAGCUUCAUUUAGAGGUCGUUGUGGAUUCAAGGUAUACAUUCUAAGCAAGCCAAAUCGGUACGGUAUAAAAAUUUAUGCCUUAGUUGACGCUAAAUUAUUUUAUGUAAUCAAGUUGGAAGUCUACUUGGGAAAACAGCAACAAGGACCUUUUGCUGUGGACAAUACGAAUCUUGCACUAGUUUGCCGGUUAUGCGAACCUGUCCGUGAAAGUAAUAGAAAUACAACCAUGGACAAUUUUUUUACAAGUAAAGUUGUUGCCGACACACUUUUGAGUGAUUAUCAUCUGACAAUAAUAGGAACAAUGCGCAAGAAUAAGCCACAGAUACCUUCAGAACUUAUUAUGACCCGAAGAGAAGAGUUCAAUGUUUGCCUUUGACGAAACGUCCACUUUAGUGUCCUACGUUCCACGUAAGAACAGUUGUAUCAUUGUUUUGCAACGAUACACCAUGAUGAAAAAUUGGAUGCAACAACUGGAAAACCUGAAAUGAUUGUAGAUUACAAUCACACAAAAGGUGGUGUCGAGUCGAUGUAGUGGACCAGAUGUCUGAAGCAUACAACUGUGCACGGGCAACUCGUAGAUGGCCACUUGUUGUCUUUUAUGAACUUUUGAAUGUGGCAGGUAUUAAUACAUGCAUAGUAUUCAGCACCAACAACCAAACAUCAACCCGCCGUCGAAAAUUUUUAGAGCAGUUAGGAUAUGAGCUUAUUCAGGAUCAUAUUUCAAGAAGAUCUACAAAUAAGAGACUUCCACGUACAAUUCGAUUACGUCUUCAGGAAAUGUGUGGAAUGAAAAUGUUCCUGCAAACCAAAAUCCAAUUUAUGGUCGAUGUCUGCUAUGUUCGUCCAAGAAGAAUAGAAAAACCACGUACAAAUGUCUAAAAUGUAGCCGGUUCCUCUGCUUAGAACACCUCCAUGGAAUUUGUCAUGACUGUUAUAUAUGGGAAGAUACAGAUGAGUAGUACCAGUUAUCUAUACGCACUUAUGUGAAUAAGACAUAUUUUUUGUUUAUUUUGUUCAUUAAACCAAUCCUUUGCAAAAGUUUUUUAACAAAUUUUUUUAAUUUUUUCUUUUUUUGCAUGCCUAUUAUCAAAUAUAAUGCUGUUCUAUGGUACGUAUAAUUCCAUGGUUAUUUUAUGUCAAAAAAGUGUAAUAAAAUGUAUAAAAAAUGUACCGAGACUUAAUAAAAUAUGUAUAUCGGAGUCGUUACUGCAAAA
Molecule: messenger RNA, 4022 nt
Organism: Agrilus planipennis (emerald ash borer)
Lineage: Eukaryota; Metazoa; Arthropoda; Insecta; Coleoptera; Buprestidae
Exons: 2
Coding region: 411-1577 (388 amino acids)
Source: RefSeq, a predicted model, not a curated record